AAAAGCUGCCAGUCUUUGCUGGUAUUUCGGGCGCCAUUGCUGUUCUGUUAUGUUUGGUUUUUGGUGGAUUCGUCAAAGCCCACGCGAGCUUUUGAGAUCACUCGUGCUAGUUGGCUCGUAGUGGUACCAACCUAACUCGAAGAUUGUGGUCGGAAAACUGGCCUUGUGGACUCCAGGAUUUAAUACGGAUUCAGGAAUAUAGGAUUUCUGUCAAGUUCGGCGGUGGAUAUUUAGGACAAGAUGUAUACACGAAUGGUGCUGAUAUUCUUAUUGGUCACUGUGUCCUCGACAUACGUGAAGGCUAGUAACACCACCGACGUCCUAGAGACCAAUACUACCGAGGAGGUCGACCCAACGCCAGAGACCAACAUGUCCUUCCCAUUCUUCGCCCCAGUCAACGGCACCGCCGCCCCGUCACCGGGACAGACUUCGCCCGCUCCGCACUACAACACCUCGCGCUUCAACGCUUCGUACUUCGAGAGCAUCUACCAGAUGUACCAUGAUCACAUCUUGGAAACGGAGGGUUUGGUGGAAAUCGGCGAGGAAGCGCAGUGCAAUAUAAGGGAGCAGCUGGAAGAUAUAUAUUUGGAUUUUGAUGCACCAGAAGAAGGACGCUACUGUGGCAGCUUUUGGGACACCAUCAUGUGUUGGCCUGCAAGCGCCCCCGGGGUCGUCAGUCGACCGUGUCCGGAGUUUUUCAAAGACAUUUACUACGAUACAUCAAUCAACGUAACCAGAUACUGCAAUCCGGAUGGCACUUGGGGGAACGAAGACAAGUCCAACUACUCCUUGUGCACUCCGAAGCACACACCGGAUGUUAACGGCUAUGACGUAGCGUUAGAAGUCAUGGUGUAUGUUGGUUAUAGCCUCUCGUUUACCGCACUCGUGGGGGCCUUUUGCGUCUUCUUAUUCUUCAGGAGUCUGAGAUGUGUUCGUAACUACAUCCACUGGAACCUAGUGAGUUCGUUCAUUUUGUUGUACAUUGCCUACUUCACGGUGUCGGGUACUGUCGGCGCUGUCAAGCUGAAACCAGGACUAUGGUGGAUCUGUCGCCUGAUGUACGUGAUCAUGAUGUACGCCAUGAUGACCAACUUCUUCUGGAUGUUCGUAGAGGGUGUUUAUCUGUACGUCCUAGUCGUAAGGGCACUGACCGUACGGAGAAACCGGUUCUGGAUCUACUGCAUAUUCGGAUGGGGUGUUCCGGUGCCCUUUGUCGUAGCUUUCUCCAUUGUCAAGAAAGUCAAGUCAACGGUUUGCUGGGUAGCCAGGGACAAUUACUCCUACAUCGUCGUCUCGCCAAUCUUUGUCGUCAUCAUAGUCAACCUCUACUUCCUGAUUCACAUCAUGGCGAUUCUUGUCACCAAGCUCAGAGCCUCGCAUUCGCUGGAGACUCAACAGUAUCGGAAAGGGGUGAGAGGGACCUUGUUUCUGCUACCCCUGCUCGGCGUGACAUACCUUCUGUUUUUGCUGGGCCCAGCGGAAGUGGCUGAUGAGCUCCGCACCCCGUCCUUCUAUGUCUAUCAGUAUCUCAGCACCUUACUCAGUUCUCUCCAAGGCUUCUUCGUGGCAGUCAUCUAUGUGUUCUUAAACCAAGAGGUGCAGAAUGUGAUCAAGAGAAAGAUCAGGCGAUGGCGUGAGGAGAACACCUUACCGACUCGCAUGGUGUCUCGCCGAGGUUCCAACACCCGCACCAGCUUCGGUAACCUCGGCAUCUUCGGCGGACGUCGGAGUGGUCACAACGGCACCGGAGGCGAAGGCGAGCAGCAGGUGUCUGCCUUCAAACUACCCAGCGGUAACACCUCACCUGAGGUUUACUCCAACGGCUCCAAGGUGCCUCCCUUCAUACGCCUGGAUGAGGUGCAACCUCUGACGCCGGUCUCUGAGGCUCCAACCUCACCGCCUACCUUGUACUCCUCACUCAGCUCUGGUAACGGUAAUGACGGCGAGACGGUGCCCGUGACUGCUGGAGAACUGGAUGAGGUUAAAGAAGCCUCACCGUGUAACGGACUGAGCGAGUCACCGGGAUCAGAUUGCAACGAGCUACCAUUACUGUCGGUAAACACCUACGGGGCAACACCACCUGCGAACGGCUGGCAUGACUCGUCAUCUCACGGUGAGCAGGACUCGGGAGAACCCUCCUCGAAAAUCCCAGAAAAGGAAUCUGCACAAAUAACCACAGAUAAUAUCGACGUCCUGAACGGGAAUCACAAUAACAAUAAUAGUCUGUCGCCAUGUCUGGUAGCCAGACCAAAGGCAGCUCCGUCGCCCUCCGCCGGGCGUAGCAGGGUAACAUUCGCCGACGAUCUGGUCCACGAGAACCACAAGAGGCCUGCGUGCUGCGACGCCGGGAAAAACUCCGAGCGAUCUCCCAAGAAGAAAGCAGACUCUGAGAGGCCUGCCUCCAGGGGACACUCGGACGGUGAGGAUUCACCAGACACGGCGAUCGGCAAACAGGACACGCAAAGGAGCCCUCUACUGCCCUGCAUUCGUAAGAAACCCUGGGCCUCCUCCAAACCUAAUGGUACCAUUGCCUUCCCUAAGGCUCCCGAGGGUACCCCUGUUUGACAGACUCCCGAAUUGUGAGCGUAAGGUUCCGAACCUCAUGAGGUUCUACAACUAGGUUUCAAGACUUAUACGAGCUCACCGUGACGCGACAAAACAUGCCGUCGUCCCCUCAGGAAAAAAACCUGCAUUUUCUGACCGCUCGAUCUGUUUCCUAUAAACACCAGGAUGGUUUGCUUGAGGAAAAUGAGAUUUCGUGAGAUAUUCAUCAAUACAGAGUCGGCCAGAAUUUUGAUCCACCGUGCCUGCCUGAACGAUCGACAGACUAACUUGCAUUGGUCUACACGAGGGCAGAAAGUGUAACAUAUUACCAUAAGCUAUGUACUCGAGUGGGGUAUAUGUCCCGGAAAAAUGUUUCCGGGAAAAUAUUUCCGGUAAAAUACUACCGGAAAAAUAUUUCCGGGAGCGGGAUUCCUAUUUGAACUGUCCAAAGAACUCAAGAGUCCUGCAUGGUGUUUUGUUUUUCAACAUUGGUGUGACUUCUUUUUUCGUUUUUUAUAUUGGAUCAAUCUCAACCAAGUAGUGGGAACAAACGAUAUUGACCAAUUAUUCAUUUACAGAUUCUGACAAAUUUUGAUUGUAUGGAUCUCAAAUUUAGAGGAGUUUGGAUUUAUAAAUCCCAAAUGAAGAUGUCUAUCACAAAACAUGUUUUCUUUUAAUUAAACGGCUGCUGGAAGAACAAUGGCAGACAAGAUUUCUCUCUUUUCAGUGAAAACGAUUAUAAAAAGAACUUUUUUUCAAAUAUUUGUUUUGCAACACAGAAACAGAAGUUGAUGUGGGAAUUAACCAAAAAUCCUGGUUUUUUCCCUACUCUGUUAUCGGUAUUUUAGAAAAAAAGAAGAAAAAAACCAAACAAAUGCUCUGAAAGUAAAUUGUAAAAAAAUUGUGUAAUCUGUAUAUAUAUUUUUUUCUAUUUAAACGAAGCUUAUUUUGUGCCUCAUCGAUAUUACUUUUAAUCGAUGUCCAAAGAAGGUUGUCGACAUUCCCGAAAAGAGUUCAGGUAAUUGAAAUCUGAGAAAAAUAUGAAAAAUGCGAAGGAAAUCGAACUUAGAAGGAUAGAGGAGUUACAAGCCAGAGAAAAAAUAAAUGGCUGAUCAGAUGUAAAUUGUCCAAUCAAUUUAGUUGUUAUAUGCUAGAAGAGAACCAACUUUUGUCAUCUUUUUAAAGAAGUUCUACUUUGAGCGUCGUUAUGGGUUUAUAAACAGGUUACUGUUUUCUGAGACCUGUUGGGAUUGUAAUUUAGUCGAUGGAAGUGGCUGGUUGUAAAGUCUGUGGUGUGUAAAGUAUGUACAUUGUAUAUUAUGUAAAACUGAAGAAAUAUUAUUCCAUAAUCAUGUUAGUGCCUAUGGUGGUUUUUAUCUUGAUAUUCAAAAGGUGUUUGUCCGAAGUAAUAUUACUGAUGGUGUUGAAAAGCGUGUCAAAAAUAUAGCACAACGUAUUAUUGCGAAGUUAAAACGCUGCAAAAAGGCGGGGGAACAAAGAUCUGGUCUAUUCUUAAUAAUGGUGCUGAAGUUAUAAUAUUAACAGACUUUGCCACGUCCUACUCAUUGGAACUUUCUAGUCGACAAGGUCGAUCACUGCAUUGAUAUGUGUCGACACUCUGAACAACCUCAUUGCCGACAGACAAAAAGAAGGACAAGCACAAAGAACACGUCGACAAUGUGUUUAUCUUAAUGCGACCUAAAAAUGUUAUCAAACGUUAACUCAAUGGACCGAUCCAGUAAGCCCCGCCCACUGCGCACUGGACAAAAUAACACGUGCUCCUCUCCAAUGCCAAACUGCAUUUUCCUGCCGCGCGCAUCAUACGCGCGUGCACGCACGUCGGACUUUUGUGCACGCACGUCGGACAUAAAUCACGGCUGUGGUUGGUCAGAACACCAUGGGGCGGUGCUUACUGGAUCGGUUCAUUGUAUCCGUGGUCAAGGGCGAUAUUAACGCGAUGCAGUGAAGUUUCACACACUACUUGGGCCUUAUAUAAUAUUUUUCGAUUUCCUGCUGGGAAAAAGAUGUCGAACGUUUGUGCAAAACACCGAAAGACAUCAUUGCAUAUUAUAUUAACUUGUAUUUCUGUACUUCCUAUCCAGUCUGUGGAAUGCUGUGCCAUUAAAGGAAAAAAAAGUGGGCCAAGAAUUUUGAGCGUUGUGGUGUUAUGAAAAGUGCAAAACUAUAUUGACUAUAUUACCCACACUUUUCUCGGUGUCGCUUUGUGUAUAUACAUGAAUUAAGAACCUAUACUGAAAUGUUUGACUUUCACAAACUAAUGUCUUUAGUUUGUUCGUCCCGUAAACUUGAUGCAUUCCAUUAUCUGUUUGUUUACUUCUUAGGGGAGUCUUUAAGUAUCAGCUGGUGUACUUGUAAGACACAAAGUUGCUUUCAAAGAAGAGAAAGAUCACUUUGAAAUAUUAUUGAGUUAUUGCUUUGAUCAUUUAGUUUUAAGAACUUAGCCAGAACUGUAAUAUGGGCAAGUUGUCUUUUGUUGUGUGAGGAUGUUUAUUGUUUUCCUUGAAAUAAAGAGUUACAGACUUUUGAUUUGUUGUGGUUAAGAACACGUCAAAGAUAAUAACGGUUUACUUCGUUUCCAUUCGACUUGUUAACUUUGAUCUGACAUGUUUUUUUUUUUGCAAGUGGCCAUAAAGCCACACUUUAUUUGUAAGAACGUGAAGAAGAUGUUAUGAAAUAUUUUCAAUGGCUAGCCUCAUGCCAACCAAAAGCUGCCGUAAAACAUUAUUUCUCAAUUUAAUAUUAUUUAUCUAUAUUUUUUUCACCAGAAAUUAUUACUGCAACAAACUCCCCGUUAGUCUACAGCUGCAUGCUACUUUGCUUUUAUUUCAAAGGAGUGAGAGGGUUACAUUACAUUUUUCCCAAUUCUUUUAGGAUGAUAUGAAUAAAUAAUGUCGUUAUUAUGAAAA
This is a messenger RNA of Patiria miniata (bat star), 5471 nucleotides long. RefSeq names its product parathyroid hormone/parathyroid hormone-related peptide receptor-like. Gene Ontology annotation, molecular function: peptide hormone binding; G protein-coupled peptide receptor activity. The record is from RefSeq and is a predicted model, not a curated record. The transcript has 11 exons. Gene Ontology annotation, cellular component: plasma membrane. Bases 241 to 2565 code for a protein of 774 amino acids. Gene Ontology annotation, biological process: cell surface receptor signaling pathway; adenylate cyclase-modulating G protein-coupled receptor signaling pathway. Lineage: Eukaryota; Metazoa; Echinodermata; Asteroidea; Valvatida; Asterinidae.